AUGUUGACUUGCAGAAGUUUACGCGCAAAGUCAACGAGAUCCGCCGUCGUAUGGGGGAAAACACAGCUGAAAUUGCGACCUUUACGAAUCGCCUGCCAAGAUGCUACUGCUCAAAUGGCUCUCAUCCAGUUCAUGUCUGCAGGACUUAAAUCUACUGCGGUUCCAACAACGGUACAUUGUGACCAUCUGAUUGUUAGUCGGGAUGGCGAGACCGAGGAUCUUCCCCGGGCUCUCGAGGCUCACCAAGAGGUGUACAACUUCAUAGAAAGUACCUGUCAAAGAUAUAAUAUGGGCUUCUGGAAGCCUGGUGCUGGAAUCAUUUAUCAGAUUGUGCUCGAAAAUUAUGCUUUCCCCGGUGGUAUGAUGGUUGAAACUGAUUCUCAUACCCCAAAUGCUGGAGGUAUGGGUAUGAUUGUGAUUGGAGUUGGUGGUGCCGAUGCAGUGGACGUCAUGGCUGGUCUACCGUUGGAGCUAACAGCACCUCGUGUUCUCGGCGUUAGAUUGACCGGAGAACUUACUAAAUGGGCGUCUCCCAAAGAUGUAAUCAAUAAGCUAGCCAGCCUUAUAUCUGUCAAGGGAGGGACCGGAUCCAUUGUCGAAUACUUUGGGCCAGGCACAAAGGGACUCUCGGCGACUGGAAUAGCCACAAUUUGUAAUAUGGGGGCUGAGACUGGUGCUACCACGUCCAUCUUCCCUUACUCUCCUCAGAUGGCAGCAUAUCUUCGUCCAAACCACAGGCCGGACAUGGCUCAAGCGGUCGAGUCGGUCUCCCAUGAGUUGCGCGCUGGCCAUGGGGCAGAGUACGAUCGCGUCAUUGAGAUUGACUUGUCAACCUUGGAACCGCAGAUCAAUGGACCCUUCACCCCAGAUCUUGCUACUCCACUGUCCAAAUUUCAGUCGGCUGUGAAGGCGAAUGAGUGGCCAAAGCUCACGGCUGGUCUGAUCGGAUCCUGUACCAACUCCUCAUUCGAAGAUAUGACACGCGCCGCUAGUGUUGCUCAACAAGCAUUGGAUGCUGGCCUCAAACCAAAAGUGCCUCUACUGGUGUCUCUCGGCAGCUUGCAGACUCGGCGAACACUCGAAAACGCUGGGGUUGUUGAUGUCCUCGAAGCAGUUGGGGCAACGAUGCUGACCAACGCCUGUGGUCCUUGCUGUGGCUCCUGGGACCGUACUGACAUGCCAAAAGGGACGCCCAACUUCAUCAUCACUUCAUACAAUCGUAACUUUUCCGGUCGUUUAGAUUCUAACCCAGCAACCCACGUAUUCCUUUCCUCUCCCGAAGUUGUCAUGGGCAAGAUAUUCUCCGAUAAUCUUUCUUUAAAUCCUAAUGUAGACAGUCUGACAACUCCUUCCGGGGAGGAAUUUCGCUUUACUCACCCUGUUGGUCAGUCACUCCCCAGUCGGGGAUAUGAAGAUUCAGAUCCUGCAUACCUAGCCCCUCCUAUAGGUGACCGCAGUCAUAUACAAGUUCAGAUUUCUCCCUCCUCUCAACGUCUGCAGAAGCUCGCCCCAUUCAAACCUUGGUCCGGGAAUGAUUUUGAGGAUUGUCUCAUUCUCAUCAAAACCAAGGGCAAGUGCACCACCGACCACAUCACCCCUGUCGGCCCUUGGUUCCGUUUUCGGGGCCACCUCGAGAACAUCGCCAACAACACCUUGAUCGGGGCAGUCAACGCGGACACCGAGCAGGUCAAUCAGAUCCGCAAUCGCUUGACAAGUGAAGACGGCGGCGUGCCCGACACGGCCCGGGACUACCAAGCCAAAGGUCGCCCUUGGGUGGUGAUUGCCGACCAUAACUACGGGGAGGGAUCUUCCCGUGAACACGCCGCUCUCCAGCCUCGGUACCUUGGAGGCGUUGCUAUCAUCGCUAAGAGCUUUGCACGUAUUCAUGAGGCCAAUCUGAAGAAGCAAGGCAUGUUGCCACUGACGUUCGCCGAUGAAGCGGACUAUGAUCGCAUUUGCUCUUCGGAUCUUGUCAGUAUUAAGGGUCUGGCCGCCCUGGCUCCUGGUCAACCGCUCACAGUGUUGGUGGAGGUUUCUCAUUCGUUUACCCAGGAGCAGACUGAGUACUUUAAGGCUGGAAGUGCACUUAAUCUGAUGUCCAAGCACCUUUCCUAG
Aspergillus pseudotamarii is the source of this 2115-nucleotide messenger RNA. Its product is annotated as aconitase family-domain-containing protein. The record is from RefSeq and is a predicted model, not a curated record. Bases 1 to 2115 code for a protein of 704 amino acids. Gene Ontology annotation, biological process: tricarboxylic acid cycle. The transcript has 4 exons. Lineage: Eukaryota; Fungi; Ascomycota; Eurotiomycetes; Eurotiales; Aspergillaceae. Gene Ontology annotation, molecular function: aconitate hydratase activity; 4 iron, 4 sulfur cluster binding. Gene Ontology annotation, cellular component: cytosol; mitochondrion.